Engraulis encrasicolus (European anchovy) is the source of this 1716-nucleotide messenger RNA. It is a transcript of the gene kcnf1b, whose product is annotated as potassium voltage-gated channel, subfamily F, member 1b. Gene Ontology annotation, cellular component: membrane; voltage-gated potassium channel complex. Gene Ontology annotation, biological process: protein homooligomerization; potassium ion transmembrane transport. The record is from RefSeq and is a predicted model, not a curated record. Lineage: Eukaryota; Metazoa; Chordata; Actinopteri; Clupeiformes; Engraulidae. Gene Ontology annotation, molecular function: voltage-gated potassium channel activity. The coding region runs from base 103 to 1554 and encodes 483 amino acids. The transcript has a single exon.
GUGGCUUACCAGGCUGGCUGGUCUCUGGUGAAGCGAUUGAAAAUACUCUUUGAACAUUUCUGGGAAGAUUCUUGAAUGUGAAGAAACAACAAAGGCGCAAUCAUGUGGACUUUACCUAAACCUCGGUACACGAAUGGACGAACACCUGAGAAAACUCAGGAGAAUGAACUGUCCGUCAACAUUGGAGGCGUAAGGGUGAUACUAGGUGGAGAAAUGUUAAACCGUUACCCUGAGAGUCGCCUGGCAGAGUUGGCGAACAUCCCCACGCGGAGUUUUGACGUUAUUACUGCUCUUUGCGAUGACUACGACCCGACUACCAAGGAAUUUUACUUUGACAGAGACCCCGAUGCUUUCAAAUGCAUUGUCGAGGUGUAUUAUUUUGACGAGAUUCACAUGAAAAGAGGCAUCUGUCCUAUCUGUUUCAUCAAGGAGAUGGAGUUUUGGAGAAUUGACUUGGACUACUUGGACGAAUGCUGCAAGUACAGUUUAAACGAGAAGGAGGAAGAGUUGGCAGAAAUCGCCGACAAAGUUAAGCUGAUCCUUGAUGACCUGGAGGGGGACCCAGAGUUGAACCGCUCUCAACGCUAUCAAAAGUUCAUCUGGAAACUGAUGGAGAAGCCGGAGUCCUCUUUUCCAGCGCGCGUAAUCGCCAUUGUAUCGUUUUUGUUUAUCCUCGUAUCUUCGGUGGUUAUGUGUUUGGGGACUAUUCCCGAUCUUCAAGUGGAGGACGAAGAGGGAAAUCUCAUUGAGCACCCAACACUGGACCACAUCGAGACGAUGUGCAUUGGCUGGUUUACGGUAGAGUAUGUACUGCGUUUCAUUUCCUCUCCAAAUAAAAUGCGCUUUGCGCUGGCCUUUAUGAACAUCAUUGACUUCUUAGCCAUCAUGCCCUUCUAUGUGGUGCUGGUCCUUACAUCCCUGGGUAACGCAAUGAUGGAGCUCGCCAACGUGCAACAGGCGGUCCAGGCGCUGCGCAUAAUGCGCAUUGCGCGGAUCUUCAAGCUGGCGCGCCAUUCCUCCGGACUGCAGACCCUCACUUAUGCGCUCAAGAGAAGCUUCAAGGAGCUGGGCUUGCUGCUCAUGUACAUGGGGGUGGGCAUCUUCGUGUUCUCCGCUCUGGGAUACACCAUGGAGCAAAGUCACCCGGAGACGCUGUUCAGGAGCAUCCCCCAGUCCUUCUGGUGGGCUAUCAUCACCAUGACGACCGUUGGCUACGGCGACAUCUAUCCCAAGACGACGCUGGGCAGGUGCAACGCGGCCAUCAGCUUCCUCUGCGGAGUCAUAGCCAUCGCAUUGCCAAUCCAUCCCAUCAUCAAUAACUUCGUCAUCUAUUACAACAAGCAGAAGGUGCUGGAGACGGCUGCCAAACACGAACUCGAACUCAUGGAGCUCCAGUCUCUCGAGCUGUCGGCGCGCAAAACGAGGAGGCUGGACGGCGCACCGGAUGACUGCGGGAGUAGCAUUCGCGCCUCGCGCAGCGAUACACACAUUCCGCUGCUGACGGGGGCACACAGAACUCAAAGAACACCUGUCAAAAAGCAGUGCUCGUCGUAGUUGCAGAACACAGUGUUAAAACUUUGAUUAUAUACUCAUAACCCCCCAAAAUACCGUGCGUAUUUUGCUGCGCUUAUUGAUGUGGCUUUUGUCCCAAAGAAGCAAAUAACUGAUCAUAACUGUAUGUUUUGGUGGAUGUCUGUUUCUUUCAUCAGUGCAAAA